This is a messenger RNA of Mauremys reevesii (Reeves's turtle), 1016 nucleotides long. RefSeq names its product mitochondrial ribosomal protein L21 (gene MRPL21). The transcript has 6 exons. Gene Ontology annotation, biological process: translation. NCBI's taxonomy places the organism in Eukaryota, Metazoa, Chordata, Testudines, Geoemydidae. Gene Ontology annotation, cellular component: mitochondrial large ribosomal subunit; ribosome. The record is from RefSeq and is a predicted model, not a curated record. Gene Ontology annotation, molecular function: RNA binding; structural constituent of ribosome. Bases 61 to 546 code for a protein of 161 amino acids.
CGUUCCCGGCCGGCCCGGUGCGUCCUCACUCCGGCUCCCCGGGCUUCCGGCUCCGGCGGGAUGAUGAUGGCGGCGGCGGCCUGCGGGCGGCUCCUGGGGUCCGGGCGGCAGCGGGCGGGCCCCGCGGCAGCCUCUCUGUUGUGGUCUACAGUUCGAAGCGAGAGAUCUCAAAGCACUUCACUACAGCAAGGUUUUGACAGAAUUAUUGCCAAAACAUCAUUGUCCUCACCCCCAUGGCCCGAAGUCAAACUGCCAGAUCCACUAGAAGAGGCAAAGUACCAUGCAGAGGUCGUGCAAAAGGUGAAUGAGAUGAUUGCCACUGGGCAGUACGGAAGGCUCUUUGCUGUGGUUCACUUUGCCAGUAAGCAAUGGAAGGUAACCAGUGAAGAUUUGAUUUUAAUGGAAAACAUGCUGCCAGCUGAAUGUGGAGACCGAAUCCGACUGGAGAAGGUUUUGCUGGUUGGUGCUGAUGACUUCACGCUUAUUGGAAAGCCACUUCUGGGAAGGGGGAACAGCUUUGGUCUUGACGAAGGAAGAGCCCUGUAGAAGAGUUGUCAACUAGUCUGAGGCCAGUAUUGAAGGUUUACUAUACUUUAAGGCAAGGGGAAAAUACAAGGUUUUUUAAAAGCGCUGGGUGCAUCAGGCUUCCUUGCAGGCAUUCACAGCACUGGGAAUUUGGGCUUGCCAGCUCCGAGUGUCGUUGCAGACUUCCACUGUUACUGUACCAGCAUCAGACAUUUCUAACUCCCUCCCAGUGAGGCAGAGAAGUACUGCCCUACAGACUAGUGUGGCACUUACCUGAUAAGACUUGCAGAGUCAAUCCUGUGUUUCUUCGGUGCAGAGCCUGCGAGUGGGCACUGCUGAGAUGGAUUUACCUACUCAGCAGCUGGGGACCUUGCAGUUCCCACAGGACAGGGUUUUGUCAGAAAGAUGCAUUACUUUGUGAUAGUCUUCCAGGAAGCCUGCCCACUGAUUAGAGGAGGACGUCAUUAGUUACGCUGUGUUUCUUUUUUUUU